Aspergillus alliaceus is the source of this 978-nucleotide messenger RNA. RefSeq names its product HpcH/HpaI aldolase/citrate lyase family protein. Gene Ontology annotation, biological process: oxaloacetate metabolic process. Lineage: Eukaryota; Fungi; Ascomycota; Eurotiomycetes; Eurotiales; Aspergillaceae. The transcript is spliced from 3 exons. The record is from RefSeq and is a predicted model, not a curated record. The coding region runs from base 1 to 978 and encodes 325 amino acids. Gene Ontology annotation, molecular function: magnesium ion binding; catalytic activity.
AUGGCAUCCAGGAAUAUGCUCCGUCGCGCACUUCUCUACAUCCCGGGCUCAUCGCAGCGCUUCAUCGACAAAUCACGCGCCCUAACCGCCGACUGCGUAGCCUAUGACCUAGAAGACAGCGUAACUCCGCACAAGAAAGCGGAAGCCCGCUCCCUGGUGCGGAGAGCCCUCGACCAAGCCACACCCCCAGGCAUCCGCGAACGAGCAGUCCGCAUCAACUCCGUAGACAGCGGCCUAGCCCUCGCAGACCUAACAGAAGUGCUCCAAUCCCCAAACCUCAGCACAAUCGUCAUCCCGAAAGUCAACUCCGCGUCCGACCUCACAUUCGUCACGGACGUCAUCAACCACACGCUCUCCCAACGGCCCCAGUCCCAGUCCCAAGAUGCAUCUUCCCGACCGCCCAUCUCCCUCCUGGCUCUGGUCGAGUCGGCGAAAUCCCUAACGAACCUAACCCAGAUCUGUGCCUCCACGCCCCUCCUCCAGGGUCUGAUCUUCGCGGCGGAGGAUUUUGCCCUCGACCUCAGCUUAACGCGGACUCCCUCACUGAGUGAGUUUCUCUUCGCUCGGUCGAUGAUUACCACUGCUGCUAGGGCGGCGAAUCUACCUUCGACGAUUGAUCUGGUUUGUACGACGUACAAGUCGACUAAGGGUGAUGGUUCGCCGCCGGCCGUCUUGGAAGAGGAGUGCCGUGGGGGGAGGCAGCUGGGCUUCAAUGGGAAGCAGUGUAUCCACCCGUCUCAGGUAUCGACUGUACAGGCGAUCUUUGGCCCGGAUUCGGAGGAGGUUCAGUGGGCUGUGCGGGUGACUAUUGCAGAUGAGAAGGCGGCGGUGGCUGGUCGGGGUGCUUGGACGCUGGACGGGAAGAUGAUCGAUGUUCCCGUUGCAGAAAAGGCGAGAGCCAUUGUCAAGAAGGCUGCCGCGUGCGGCUUCAAUGUAGAAGAGUUGCGGGAGAAAUGGCGGGAUCAAGAGCCGGAGUAA